AUGGAUAAAAACUUGGUAAGCAACGCUCCAAUGGACAAGUAAAUUGAGCCAUCCAGGAGACAUUAAGAUGAUUCAAUCAAACUGUUUCUCAAAAAUUAUCUUAAAGAGAAUUUUUCAAAUUAAGAUCAAGGAGAAAGCUAGUAUCGUGAAUCUCAAGAUGUAAAACUAAAUAGCGCCAAUAAAAAUGCUGAGUCAUUGUCAACUCUGUCUGAUAUGCUCUACAGGACUAGCUAAAUUAAGAAAGCGUUCUAGUCGCAGUCAAGAGAUAUUUCAAGAUUAAUAUAACAUUUUUAACAUGCGCAAAUGCAACAAUCCCAGAAUCAUAUCUUGCCCUUGAAUAACACCGAAAUUAGUAAAAAAAGGGACCUAAAGAUACUUCAGAAGGCAUAAUAGAAAAAGUCUAGACAAUAAACUUAAAUUGGAAGUAUAUCCUCAUUUUAGGUCUCAAAUAAAACUGAUGGGGGUAUAAAAGGUGACAGAGCAUCAACCUUUUCAUGUGAUAGUAGUUACAGUACUAAAUCAAACUCAAUUAAAAAUCUAGAAUAAAGUACCCUACCUAAAGUAUCAUUUGGCACAAUGAGCAGUGCUAAAAACCUUUAUGAUAUAAGCAGCAAGGAGCUACUGGGAGAGAUAAGCAAGGAUGGUGACUCAUUAAAAUAAAAAUACUCAUCGCAGAAAGUUAUUUCCUUACAACAUACAAAUUUGGCGAGAGAUAAUGAAAAUUCUAUAGAAAAUUUUACAUUAUGCUCUCUAGACAAAACUCUUAAAGAGGAAAACCCUAAAUAAAGCCGGUCUAGGCCAUUAUUUCAAGUAGCGGUAAAUUAUAGUAAAUGA
Stylonychia lemnae is the source of this 834-nucleotide messenger RNA. The record is from the annotation of a GenBank genome assembly. Lineage: Eukaryota; Ciliophora; Spirotrichea; Sporadotrichida; Oxytrichidae.